CGUGAUUUAGCCUUGUGCUUUCAAAAAAGGGUUAUUAGAGCUCUUAUGAAACUUGGUGGCUCAUUGCAAGUUGCAAGUUUUACGCUUUCAUGUCCGGAUGGUGACGACCCCCUUAUCCACUAACACCACCAACUACCACCCCUUCCCAUCCUCCAGGUAAAGUGAUAUCACACGGUUUACAGCUGACACUGUCGCACCUCUCCUUCCUCCUUCCUCCUCCUCCUCCCCCCCUCUGUUGCUCUACCCACCCCGCCCCACCGGGACCGGCGGGCAGCGGGUGCCAAACCGCCCCCCGGGAGUCGCCGCGCUGAGGACGCGGCCAUGCCGAGCGAUGACACUCAGCAGCCGGACUACCGCCUCGUCUCCAGCGCUUCGCACAUGACGGGGAGGAUGCCAUGAGAUUUCCCACAGGCCCUCGCUUGCACCUGGCUGUGAGUGAACCGGGGGGAAAGAGGGGAUAACCGACGGCGGAUAAUGACGUGAUGGUUCCGGUUGUAGAGAGAGCGCAGGGGGGCUCCGGGCGUCUUUAAUGACCGGCGCUGGAGAAGGAAAUCACUGGACUUUAUUGUGUGUGGAGCCGCGAUCGAGACUGGACCGCAGUUCUACACAGAAAAAGAAAAAGAAACAGUCUCUCAAACAGGUUGCUGAGAUCUCAUCCGAUCUGAAAGGGGGCUUUGCAGCACAGUCGAAGAUGCUAUCCCCCAGAUGGUGACUUCUGCAGGUAAGGGGUUUCAGUGAGAGGAGGCUUUGAGAGUAACACUCCACAGGCCUGUCAUGGUUUGCUACCUUCUCACACUCCUCCAUCUCUGCAUCUCCCGCUGUCUUCUAAUGCAUUAUAGAAACCUUUGUUGGACGGUUUGAUGGAGAGCUGGUCGAAUGUCAGCGGGAACUAUUGUUAUAUCCGGAGGAAUUCUCGCCGGAGUGAUACUGCUGUGCAUUGUAGCAGUGCUCUGUUACUGUAGACUCCAGUAUUACUGCUGUAAGAAGAAUGAUUCUGAGGUGGAUAUGGGUUCCGUGGUGGGAGCGGACCCCCUCUCUCACUUUCCCUGCAAUGCCUGCAACGCCCUCGCCAUGGAUGGCGCGGCUAUCAGCCCAGUCUCUCUGGAUCAACUGGACACGGGUUCUCACCACAACCACUGCCCCACCUGUUCCCCGUACUCCCUCCGUUCUGGACUCACAGACAACAUGCGUAACGGAGGAGAGCGGCUGGGCUUCCACACCUACUACGAGAACCCAUCUGUCUCUCUCCCGCUGUCCUCCAACCCGCAGGGCUCCUCCCCUCUGAGUUACUACGGUCCCUCGGACAUGUUUCCUCCCCCACCACGCCCCUACAGCACCCAGGUCUGACCCACACUCACACAUACAGAAAACUAUUCUGACAUACUUGCACACACCUGACAUUUACACGUCUAGCACAUGCCCUUUUAUUGGGGACUAAAUUCAGGUGAUGGAUUACGAUACAGCACAGUUACACACACACACACACACACACACACACACACACACACACACACACACACACACACACACACAGACACCCACACAUUACUGCACACGCUCACUUCUUCCACAGGCUCAUUCAUCCAUUGGAGUGACCCAUAAACUGAGCCCACUGACAGAGCUUCUCUGUGGGCAACAAAUCCUUGGACCAAGCCCAAUGGGAGCUGCAGAUAGCAGCAUUAAGCAGGGAAAUGGUGCAGUCAUUCAAGUCGCAUUUGAAAGUGGUCAGGGACACGUGACCACGCAUGUAGUGUGAACACAAACGGGUCCCAAGGCACGCUGAACGACAGCCAAGUCAAUUUUCUUGUGUAGGUGCUAAGGAUGCAAAUUUUAAGCAAUUCCCAUAAGCCAUGUUAAUGAUCAGUUACCAAUUAAUCAUGAAAAGCUUAUGAAAUUAGAAAAACGCAUAUUUUUCCCCCAUGAAACCUUAUUUUAAACAAUUGCUGUGUACAACCCAAAUACAUACAGAUAUUUAAAUCAUAAGAAAAUAGUUUAAGUCAUAUAUUAAAUAAAACUAAAUAACACAACAUAAACCCAAAUAGAUAUUUAUUAUUAAUGUUUAAUUAUUAGUAAUUUUAUUAUCCAUAUUCAGUAUAUUAAAUUGUAUGCUUGACUGUUGUCAUUUUUUGCAUGUUCAGCUAAUAUGCUAGCACUGACUCUCUAGGUUAAGCUAGCUAUUAAUUAAUUAGAAGUGUAAUUGAACACAGUCUCUAUUAUCCCUGUAAUUAGCACCAAAUUACAUAGAUAUUUUAGAAAACUUAAUAGGAUAGCAUUAGGAAAUUAUUUGUCAAUUACAGAUCCAUAAAAUAAACCAAAUGUUCUGCUCCUGCUCCACCUGUUGUUAUUCACAAAUAACAAACUCAAUUAUAAAGUUACAGGACAUCAGUUAAAUUAGAUUAAACAAUGUACUUAAAAAUGUAUAUAACCAGUAAAAAACAACAGGAUUGGCUACCCUGAUGUCCAAAUUAUUGAUUAAUUAUUAGCAGUUUUGACAAACUUCCCAAACACUGGAUUUAUCUGAGGUGUUUUACAAAGUUAAAUCACCUUAUCCAUCAUACAUGAGUUUGUUUGUUUUUAGCAACAAUCAUACAUUUUUGCAUAACAAAAAAUAAGAUGAGAGCUGGGAGGUGACAUCCGGAGUAUUAUUGUGUGUUAGCUUUGUCUUUACAGUCUGAAGAAUGAAUCUGUUUACUUGAUACAGAAUCUGAGAACGACCGCCAGUUUCUGUUAUUCUCUCCUGCAUUGUUUCCCAGCUCUCUGCCUGUGCUGGUGUUAACUGAAAGUUUCACAUGCUGAGAAAACCCCCCUCUUCCUUUCCCCUCCAGAUUACUGUACAUGAGGGCUAACAGUUUUUCUAUUAAAUUGUUUUGGUUCAGAGGAAAGAUGUGAAGGAGAAAUACAAGUUUUAAAGCUUUUUUUUUUUUUUGGGUGCGGCAAUUAUUUGAAAAAGUCCAGUUUUAGUCUGCUUAGUUUGCUUGUAUUUUCACUUCUGGUUAAUUGUAAUGAGACUAGACUACUAAAAGGAUGGUUGGUUCUGCAGUGUCUUCCAUAUAAGUUGAUGUAUUUAACUUUUUCAUGUUUACAGAUUGAGAUGGGGGAAAAUAAAAGAGGCAUCUGCUGAUUUUAGAGAUGUUGUAGGCAGAAACGAGAUACUUGGGAUCAUGUACCAUACUUUGUUGAUCUUGAAGCUUAAGUUUUGUAUCUUAUAAGCCAUUAUCUGCUAUACAGUACAGUAACAAGAUGCAGUGUAUUCCACAGUAUAUGCCUGAAUCUAUAUAUUUUUAAGGAGUAUUGUAGUUUUUGUGAGGGAUGUCAGGGUUUAAGUGUGUUUUACUGAGUUUGUACCAAAUGUGAGUUUUCCAUACUCUUCGAUUAUUCUUCCAUCCUGAUAUUUCUCUGUAUUUCUGCCAGUUAUAAUACAACAGAGGAAAACAAUGAGAAGAGAAUGGAAAUGUACAUUUGAGAGCGGGAAAUUAACUUUAAAUUGUCCUUUAAAAUUUAGCUAAAAUAUAAAAAAUGUUAAAAAAUAAAAUAAUAUUUACUACAACAGAUAAAAGAUUAUUAAUUAAAAGACAUAUAAAAGAUAUUUAUUCAGUAUAUUCUCACACCACAUUGUUUCCACUGAGCUGUGAGCUUCAUUAUCACAUUUCCUAACUUUCCGCACCUCACAUUCCCUUGUUGUCAGAAGUGUGCUGAAUUAUAUCUGUAAAAUGACUUUUUUAAACAAAUUUAGAUGUCCACUCAGCAUUGGUGUUCACUGCCACAUAGCCAAUAUACUCACUCAAAAAAUGUGGUCCCCAUAGUUUGGUGAAAGGGGUUUAGUUUUUGUGUUCACCGGUUCUGUGAUGACCACAAAGAGCACCACUGCCGUAUGAGAACCAACCUGUUAUUUUUAGGUUCCUUUUUCUUGUUCUGACUGUUGAAAAUUGUAUUUUUCAGAUUUUUCUGUAUGAAACUAGAGUGAGUUUUGGUAUAACCUGAUACAGUUACAAAAAUCCACAGAGUUUCACAAAAUGUUCCUUUUUUGAGGAGGAAUAAAUGUUUAUAUCUGCCUGGA
Dicentrarchus labrax (European seabass) is the source of this 4057-nucleotide messenger RNA. Its product is annotated as protein FAM163A-like. NCBI's taxonomy places the organism in Eukaryota, Metazoa, Chordata, Actinopteri, Moronidae. The coding region runs from base 877 to 1347 and encodes 156 amino acids. The record is from RefSeq and is a predicted model, not a curated record. The transcript has 7 exons.